Molecule: messenger RNA, 2057 nt
Organism: Dermacentor silvarum
Lineage: Eukaryota; Metazoa; Arthropoda; Arachnida; Ixodida; Ixodidae
Product: luciferin 4-monooxygenase
Exons: 10
Coding region: 171-1826 (551 amino acids)
Molecular function (GO): CoA-ligase activity
Source: RefSeq, a predicted model, not a curated record
CUGGCACCCGCGGCUUUUACGCGUUAUUUUGCUAACUUGGAUCACAUGAUAUAAGAUCGGUUUUCUUGGGCGAGUCCGUGGGCGUAACAGUGAGCGCAGGUGGCCGAGUUACACGGCAAAUUCAAGAAAGCACCAUAGACAGCUGUCAAGACGUGACCGCUUCGUUGAAGAUGCGAGCACGGAUAGAAGCCGGCGUUGUUCACUCUCCUUAUCCGUAUUGUCCGCCUGUGCAUGACACAUCUUUCUAUGGAUUUCUCAUGGAAAGGCUUCUGACGCAUGGAUGCAAGACGGCACUGAUAUGCGGGCAUGACAAGGUAACGUAUUUGGAGCUACGGGACAAACUACGGCUUUGUGCGGCUUGGUACCGGCGUCAAGGCAUCGGCAAAGGCGACAGAGUCUACGUGCAUGUCGACAACUCUAUAGAGAGUUUCGUCGCUGUGUGCGGCGUCCCGUUGACGGGAGCCACUUUGGUUUCAUCGGACUGUUUGUGGAGUGAAGGUGAAAUACUUGACAAAAUAAAGAUGGCCGCUGUAACCCACGUGCUCACGGAUGAGAAUCACGCCGAAAUGUUUACUCGGAUCAAGAAGUCUUGCAACAUCAAAGAUAUGUUUCUGGUGGGUCAGAAAAAGCCAGGCUUCACCAGUGUCUGUGAAUUCAACGACGAACACCAAGAACCCUUCGAUGACAAGGAACUUCUCGCCGGCGGUAGCCAAUUCGUGGGAUGGACAACGGGCACAACGGGCGCACCUAAGUGCGUUCAGUGGACAGAGAGCCUCUUCUUGGGAAGUAUUUUGGGCCGUGCCGCUGUCCAACUUCUUACCCCCAAGGACGUAUUUCUCGGCGACAGCAACAUCUCCUGUAUAUGGCUGUUCACCAUCUGGUUAUUGGCACUGCACGUAGGAUCUACAAUUGUUGUCAGUAAGGCCUGCGGAACCGUCCCCGAAGAUGCCAUCGAGGCAUUCAAGCACUGCGAGGCAGUGACUAUGUACACCUUUCCUUUAAAAAUGAGAAGAAUACUGGAUGCCAUGAAAGCGUCCGAAGACUUGGCAAUCACGCUGACCAAGUGCCUGAGAAAACUAUUGCUAGUCGGUACAUCCACACCUCCAGCUCUGGCUGAAGAGCUCGUCAACACCUUCAAACUGGACGAGCUUCGCAGCGGCUACGGCAUGGCUGAGGGUGGAGGUUGUCUCACAACUCCUCCCAGCGGAGAGGUGUCCGGUACGAACCAAGGCUUCCCCUUUUCUUCAACUAAGAUGAAGGUAAUCGACGUAGACACUGGCAAGGUACUGGGGCCUCUGCAACGCGGGGAGCUGCUCUUCAACACGCCGUACGCACCGACUUGUUACUGCGGAGAUACGGAGGUUGCGGACGACCGUACGGAUGAACAUGGUUGGAUUCACAGCGGUGACCUUGGUUACUAUGACCACGACGGAAGGCUGUUUGUGUGCGGCCGACUGAAGACACUGCUUGAGUGCCAGAGAAGGAAAUUCCCUCCAUCAGAUAUUGAACACUGCCUCAUGGAUCAUGAAGCCGUGGAAGAGGUAUCUGUGCUGGGCAUGCCUUUUGCAGAGCUCCAGCAGUUUCCUGCCGCUGUGGUCGUCACGAAAAGUGGCUUCACCCGGGACCAGCAGCUCGCCGAAGACUUGAAGCGUUACGUGGCUGGGAGGUUGGCCAGUUUCAAGCACCUUCACGGCGGAAUCUACUUUGCGGACGCUCUUCCGAGGAACACCCGUGGGAAAGUCAGGAGCACCGCACUUAAAGAGAUGCUUGAAACACUGCCCAGAAUGGACAGCAAGGAAGACCCUGUCGAAGACUGCGUAUACUAGACGCCACGUGACAUUGGAAUGCACUGCAGGAAAUCCCGCCUGUGUUUAUCUCUCAACGAGACGCUGAGGGCUUCCCCGUGCAUAAUGUAUUUCUUUUUCGGGCUUUGCUCAUGGCUGGGUUUUAUGGAAUAAACUGGCGUAGUUGGACGCGGUUGACGUAGUUGGACAAGUCCAACUACGUCAGCCGUACGGCAUACAUCGUGGUACGUACUGCAGGUACGGCAGUAUGCA